Molecule: messenger RNA, 867 nt
Organism: Caenorhabditis bovis
Lineage: Eukaryota; Metazoa; Nematoda; Chromadorea; Rhabditida; Rhabditidae
Source: the annotation of a GenBank genome assembly
AUGUCCAAUCAUCGUGAUCAUGUCCGAAAUCAUAUGCCGUUGAUUGGAAUCGGAACUUGGCAGAUUACCAAAGAAGAAACUCUUUACAAUGUGAUUGAUGCCGGUUUGAAGACUGGCUAUCGAUUCAUCGACACUGCUCAGGUUUAUCAAAACGAAGCAGCAAUUGGAAGAUCUCUCGAGAGAUUACUUCCUGCUCAUGGAUUGAAGAGAGAGGAUAUUUUCAUUACUUCCAAAUUGGCUCCAGCAAAUGCAGGCGCAGAAAAAGCACCGAAGAGCAUUGAAAAAUCUCUCGAAAAUCUCAAAACUGAUUAUCUCGAUCUUCUUUUAAUCCAUUGGCCGGGAAGUUGGCUUAAAAGUGCUGAUACGAAAAAUAAGCAACUCCGAGAGGAGAGCUGGAAAGUUCUCUGUGAUUAUUUAGAAAAGGGAAAACUCAAAGCAAUUGGUGUUUCGAACUUUGAAAUUGAGCACCUUGAAGAGCUGAAAAAAGUUUCGAAUAUUGUUCCGGCUGUGAAUCAAGUCGAAUAUCAUCCUCAUUUCCACCAAGAUGAUCUUGUUAAAUAUUGCCAGGACAGAGAUAUUCAUUUUCAGGCUUACAGUAGUCUCGGAAGUCCGACAUAUCGGGAGAACUUAUUUUCCGAUUCUGUUAUUGCUGAAUUAGCGAAAAAAUACAAAUGUAGCAUUCCGGUUCUGCUUCUUGGAUUUGCUUAUUGCCAAGGAAUCAGCGUUUUGCCGCGAACAACCAACCCGGAUCACGCUGUUGCCAAUUUCGAAGUCACCAAACUCACCAUCUCACAAGAAGAUAUUGACAAAAUGUUGAGUAUCAAAGUUGAUCAUAAAACUUGCUGGGACCCAAGAGUUGUGUCUUAA